This is a messenger RNA of Sycon ciliatum, 2644 nucleotides long. RefSeq names its product E3 ubiquitin-protein ligase KCMF1-like. Gene Ontology annotation, cellular component: plasma membrane. NCBI's taxonomy places the organism in Eukaryota, Metazoa, Porifera, Calcarea, Leucosolenida, Sycettidae. Gene Ontology annotation, molecular function: zinc ion binding. Gene Ontology annotation, biological process: synaptic signaling. The transcript is spliced from 7 exons. The record is from RefSeq and is a predicted model, not a curated record. Bases 275 to 1579 code for a protein of 434 amino acids.
UGUAGAUCGUAAAUCUGAUAAUUGUGUGAGCAGUUCUACUCUCUUCGUGUUAAUUCAGACAGUCCUGAAAGAUCUAGGGUGGUGCGCUGCCAGUCCCCAGAUAAGAGUAGCAUCAAACCGUUCAGUUGCAGUGCUCUUUGUCGUCUGUACUGGGUCUACAACAAUAAUAAUUAUCCCUCGCCCUUUAUUUUUCCUGGGAGUUGAAAUAUUUGCUGCUGAUCAGGUCAUUCAUAUCAGCAGCACGACGCGAACGUCCUGGAAAUUUUGAUAGAAAAUGUCUCGAGCGCGGCAUGAAGGGGUCACAUGCGACGUGUGCAAUGUACACAAUUUCGCAGGAAAGCGCUACAAGUGUUUGAUCUGCUACGAUUACGACUUAUGUGCCACGUGUUACGAUGGUGGCCUAGCGUCUGGAAAUCAUACCAAGGAUCAUGCUGUGCAGUGCAUUCUGACAAAAACUGAUUUUGAUAUUCAUUUUGCUGGUGAGAAUCUCUCCUAUCAGAAGUCGCACACUUUCACAUGUCCCAUUUGUGCCUCGAUGGGCUUCACCGUCAGUCGCUUGCGUGAACACGUGAUCACUGAGCAUGGUCGCUCUCAUAGAGACGUGAUCUGCCCUGUGUGUGCCACCACGCCGGGGUAUGGGACGAAUACCAUGAUCCACGCGCUUGCUAAUCACCUGGGCUCUCACCUGGGCGAUCAAGCUUCUGCACCCGGCAGGUCUAACAGCACGGAGGAGCGAAUUGCCAACAUUCGCAGACAUUUAUCUCCUUCGCAGGACUAUCAAGCUGGUAGUGGUACUGGUGGCAGCGGUGGCAACUCCUCUGCUGGUGGACCACGGCGGCGCACGUCCUGUGCAUCCUCUAGCAACAACGGUAGCACGCCGAGUGAGUCCAGGAACGGCUCGGACUCACUGCGAGCGGCGUGGAUGCCGAGCGCCUCGAGGCCGAGCUCUUCAGCGCACUCCUCCUCGGCUGCUGCAACAUCAACGCCGAGCUCCUGGGCAUCUGGUCGGCCUGAUCUGGACCUGGAUUAUGGCGACUACUUGUCAUUACAUGAUUCCAUCUUGCAGGGCGCUCAUUCGGACCGAUUACGCGAGCGCCUGGCGGCAGAAGCACGCCAUGCUGACCCCAGUGGUCCGCUGUACAGGUAUCUGUCGAAUCCACGCUUUGCCGGUUCUGGACUUCGUGCCGCUGCCGCUGCUGCAUCUUCAAGUACUGCUGGUGCUGCUGGUGGUAGUGGGCAGCAGCAGCAACAGCACCAACAGCAACAACAGCAGCUGUUGGUGCAGCAACAGCAGCAUCGGGGAUCUUCAGUCCAGUUCCCUUCCAAUAGCUGGGAGUGCCUGAUGAACACCCCAGCGCCGACUGGUGAAUUCAUCUUGCCAGGGCUCCUGGAUGAUGAAUCGCUGCUGAACUCGUCUGAUAGUGACUUGCAAGCUGGAACCAGUGAGGAUCGGGCUGGGUUCGGCGCCGAUCUCUUGCUGUCCCUUCUUGAUGUCAGACUCGAGGAGAGCCUUUUAGAACACAUUGAGGGAUUUUCCUCUGACUCCGAGCCAGAGCCAUCAGUGGAGACAGAUGUAUGAUGAUCAGCUGACGUUAUGUGUAUAAUGCUGUGCUAUUGGCCAGGUAUGUCUGCCUGCUCCCCACCAACUGUGGGGCAUUUUUUUGAAUGCUGUCUCGUUUGUACGUUGCCUGUAUAUCUUGUCUAUAUUUUUUUAUUAUUCGCUUUACCUACCUCCUGUCUUGUGUCUAUUUUCAUGCACACUGCAUCUUCAUAGAAAGCGUGCCAAGCUCACUGGCUAUUUUUUUAAGCGUGUUUUAUCUCUUGUGCGUCAGGCGUAUUCUGGUCAUGGAACUGGCCCCAAAUCUGCCGGUUCUGUUUCAUUUCAGCACUAACCCUCUUGGAGGGUACUAUUUAUGUCAGGCCAGAGGACGUUUUGCCAUGUCUUGUUGCCUGUUUGAUGCUGGGCUUUUUCUCCUGUCUAUUUCUUGUCCGAUUCGCGGACGCUGGUGAUCUUGUCAUGUAUUUUGUUGUGUUUGAUGUGUGGUGCUCCUUCGUUCACAUUCCCGAUCUUAUUCCCUUGCACCAUUGGACAUGUGCCCAAUCUCGAGUAUUGGCCAUUGUGCUAUACGCUUGUUCUCUUUUUUUAUUCGUCUUUUAUCUCCUUUUUAAAAGUACUAUAUUAGCUGUUAUCAUCGACUGAACCCUAGCUCUUACUAUGGACUUGUGGGGACAGUGCAUCCCCCUGCAGGUGAUACAUGUAUUGCAGUUUUACCCGUUUUCCCUUGCCCUGCUUUUGGUCCUGCUCAUGUCUCGUCGUGAAAUGAUUUUUUGUUGCUGCUGUUGCCGUUCCGGCUUCGUUCCGGCUUUUUUGUGUCCUUUUUCCUGGAUCGUGCUUGUGUCAUUGACACUAUUAAACAUAAGUCAUUUUUUUAUGACUGUGUUGAGGUAGUUGAUGCCGAAUCGUCCGUUUUUUUAGUCGCCGUCCGUGUGUUUUGGCUAUGACUGCAACUUGCCAGCACCUGUAUUUUGUGUUUUUGAUGUUGCGUUACCUUUCUCUCUAUAUUGGUUCUCUAUUCUCGCUGGCUUUUCUACUCACUAGUAAUAUCUACACUUACAUUAUAAUAAAAUAGAGUCAUUACCUGUC